AUGGCUCCUUCGCAAGUCCUCAACUCUGAUACACCUUCGCAGGCGGACACUCCAAUGACGGAUGCAAAUGAAGACGCUGUCACGUCAGUAGCCGUUGAUAAUGUAGACGCGCAAAUGACGGGCUAUCAAGAAACCCCAGACUACACGGUAACUCCGCCUAACCCCGUUGAUAUCGGCAAUUCCGACUCUCUAACUAAGGGAAAUCAGGACUCCGACACGAACCCUAACACAACGGCAAGCAGUGUUGCUGGCGAUGCCGCUCCCAUUGAUGGCCGGAGAAGGAGAUCUGAGGCUUUUCAAAUGAGGAAGAGCAUAUUUGGCAAGAAGCAUGGGCGAUUGGACGAGUCAAAGGAAGACGACUCUAUCCGAAGAUUUCGUUAUCUUCUUGGCCUCACCGAUUUGUUCCGCCACUUCAUCGAAACCAACCCCAACCCCCGAAUUAAGGAGAUCAUGGCAGAGAUUGAUCGACAGAACGCUGAAGAAGACGCCAAGGCUAAAAAGAAGGGAUCUUCGCGCACAGGGGGCGCAGGAAAUGAUAGACGUCGCCGAACCGAACAAGAGGAAGAUGCCGAGCUGCUAAAAGACGAGAAAACUGGUGCCGGAACUGCUACGGUCUUCCGGGAAUCCCCUCCCUUUAUUCAGGGCGAGAUGCGCGAUUACCAGGUUGCAGGAUUGAAUUGGCUGGUCUCCCUACACGAGAACGGCAUUUCAGGUAUCCUGGCUGAUGAAAUGGGUCUGGGUAAGACAUUACAGACCAUUUCCUUCCUUGGUUACUUGCGACAUGUCUGCGAUAUCACUGGGCCUCAUCUUAUCGCGGUCCCCAAGUCCACCCUUGAUAACUGGAGGCGUGAAUUUCACAAAUGGACACCAGAAGUCAAUGUCCUGGUGCUCCAGGGCGACAAGGAGGAACGUCAUAAGCUCAUCAAUGAGCGACUUCUUGACGAAGAUUUCGACGUUUGCGUCACCAGCUACGAGAUGGUUCUCAGAGAGAAGGCGCACCUUAAGAAGUUCGCUUGGGAGUAUAUCAUCAUCGACGAGGCGCAUCGGAUCAAGAAUGAGGAAUCGUCACUAGCCCAGAUCAUUCGUGUAUUCAAUUCGCGCAAUCGGUUGUUGAUCACCGGUACACCCCUCCAGAACAAUUUACAUGAACUUUGGGCUCUAUUGAACUUCCUAUUACCGGAUGUGUUCGGCGACUCGGAAGCUUUCGAUCAAUGGUUCUCCAGUCAGGAUGCCGACCAAGAUACCGUUGUACAGCAGCUACACCGCGUUUUGCGGCCCUUCCUUCUCCGUCGUGUGAAGAGUGACGUUGAAAAAAGCUUGCUGCCAAAGAAAGAAGUCAACCUCUAUGUGCCUAUGUCAGAAAUGCAGGUCAAGUGGUAUCAGAAGAUUCUCGAGAAAGAUAUCGAUGCUGUCAAUGGCGCUGCUGGGAAACGCGAAUCAAAAACGCGUUUGUUAAAUAUCGUCAUGCAACUGCGCAAAUGUUGCAACCAUCCAUAUCUUUUUGAGGGCGCCGAACCCGGUCCUCCUUAUACGACUGACGAGCAUCUCGUGUUUAAUUCCGGCAAAAUGGUCAUUCUGGACAAGCUACUUGCGCGCAUGCAGAAGCAAGGAAGUCGAGUUCUCAUAUUCUCACAGAUGAGUCGUGUGCUCGAUAUUCUGGAAGACUAUUGUGUUUUUAGAGACUACAAAUACUGCCGGAUAGAUGGUACAACGGCGCAUGAAGAUCGGAUCGCCGCCAUUGACGACUACAAUAAGCCGGGUUCAGAGAAAUUCAUCUUCCUUCUUACAACAAGAGCAGGAGGGCUGGGUAUCAACCUGACGACUGCGGACAUUGUCGUUCUUUACGACAGUGAUUGGAAUCCUCAGGCUGAUCUACAAGCGAUGGACCGUGCCCAUCGUAUCGGUCAGACCAAACAAGUGGUGGUCUUUAGAUUCGUUACAGAAAAUGCUAUUGAGGAGAAGGUCCUGGAGCGAGCAGCGCAGAAACUGCGCCUGGAUCAGCUUGUCAUUCAACAAGGCCGUGCUCAGCAACAAGUCAAGAACGCAGCCUCGAAGGAUGAGCUGCUUGGCAUGAUCCAGCACGGAGCCGCAAACGUUUUCAACACAAAAGGUGCGGCUGGCACAUUAGUUAAUGACAAGCAGUUGUCCGAUGAUGAUAUCGAUGCCAUCUUGCGCAAGGGUGAGGAGCGAACUGCUGAACUCAACAAGAAGUACGAGAAGUUGGGUAUCGACGAUCUGCAGAAAUUCAGCUCUGAGAGCGCAUACGAAUGGAACGGCCAGGAUUUCACAGAAAAAAAGAAAGAUAUCGGUAUUAACUGGAUCAACCCAGCAAAGCGCGAGCGAAAGGAACAGUUUUACUCCAUCGAUAAAUACUACCGUCAGGCGCUGGCCACCGGCGGAAGGACGGCGGAAACAAAGCCGAAGGUUCCACGCGCGCCAAAGCAGAUAUCCAUCCACGAUUGGCAAUUCUUUCCCCCGGGUCUCCAAGAACUUCAAGAGAAGGAAACAGCUUAUUUCCACAAAGAAAUUGGGUACAAGGCACAGCUUCCUGAGGGCCCUGAAGAGGAGCUCAGUGAGCGAGAAGCUGAGCGUGACCUGGAGCAGCAAGAAAUUGACAAUGCUGUGCCGUUGACUGAGGAGGAACAGGCGGAAAAGGCCCGGAUGUCCGAAGAGGGUUUUGCGACAUGGAAUCGCCGAGACUUUCAGCAGUUCAUCAACGGGUCUGCCAAGUUCGGCCGUACUGAUUAUGAAGGGAUUGCUACCGAAGUGGACAGCAAAGACGCAGCCGAAGUGGAAGAGUACGCUAAAGUCUUCUGGAAGCGAUACACCGAAAUUCAAGACUACCCCAAGUAUAUCCGUAUUAUCGAGCAGGGUGAAGAGAAGCUGCGGAAAAUGAGCCAUCAACGCAAGAUGCUUCGCAAAAAAAUGGAAAUGUACCGCGUUCCUCUGCAACAGCUCAAGAUCAACUACACAGUGUCUACCACCAACAAGAAGGUUUACACAGAAGAAGAAGACAGGUUCCUUCUUGUGAUGCUGGAUAAGUACGGAGUCGAUGGCGAGGGUCUUUAUGAGAAGAUUCGCGAUGAGAUUCGCGAGUCUCCCCUUUUCCGUUUUGAUUGGUUCUUUCUCAGCCGGACACCGGUCGAGAUCGGCCGUCGCUGCACUACACUAUUGAACACUGUCGCUAAAGAGUUUGAGGUUGGAGCGAAUGGCGAGGCCGGCAAGGGCCGGGGACGUGAUCGCGAAGAAGAGGACGAAGAGAACGAGGAGGUCGGCGCACCAGCCAAGAAGAAGAGCAAAAACGGCGCAGUGAACAAACAGGUCAAGGCCGUCAAAAGUGGCAGCAAAGCAAAUUCCGCGUCAACCUCACGAGCAGCCAGUGUUUCAUCGACUACUGCAUCCAAGUCCAAGAGCAAGAAAAAGUAA
Molecule: messenger RNA, 3426 nt
Organism: Aspergillus viridinutans
Lineage: Eukaryota; Fungi; Ascomycota; Eurotiomycetes; Eurotiales; Aspergillaceae
Product: putative SNF2 family helicase/ATPase
Exons: 4
Coding region: 1-3426 (1141 amino acids)
Biological process (GO): nucleosome organization; regulation of transcription by RNA polymerase II
Cellular component (GO): chromatin; nucleus
Molecular function (GO): nucleosome binding; ATP hydrolysis activity; ATP binding
Source: RefSeq, a predicted model, not a curated record